ACUUAAACCUCCAAUCCGGCGAUCCUAUCGGACAUAUUUGAUGAAACACGGGAACGAUUAAAGGAGAACCUAUUUGUUUACAUAGAUCCGAAGUUGAAAUAUUUUCAGUUUCUCUGACAUCUUCUGGUUUCAAAAUUAGCCAGGGACAUUUUACUAUUUAAUAACUUACAAACAGUGAAAAGCCUUUCAAUUGGCUUGUUUAGUUAGCUCUCUGGAGCAGGUUUUCCGCUUACUACGAGGGUAGCUAGCUAGCUCGAUGUUAGCAGCAAUCUAUCGCUUGCUAUGCAUUUCACGAUGGACGACAGACUAUAAAAUUUGACCUCCGAUGUUAUAAACAAAUUGAAAGGUUGUUAUUUGCAGUUUUACAAAAAUGGAUAUCAGUCUAACAAUUUCCCUAAUGCGGGGACAGAUGGGUACCGUGAUAGAGAGAGCGGUUAGUGCCGCUGUUGAGACGGUGUUGGGAGAGAUGCUUAGAGUGGUCGGCAUUAAAUUCGACGAGCUGAAGAUGGAGGUAGUAGCUAAAGAGAAAGAGGCGGAGAACAUAAGACAGAUGUUGGAGAUAUCCCGAUCUCAGAUGAAGACCAUGCGGAAACACAUGAACGUUCUGGGUGAGAACGCGCACUCUGCCACUUAUCAGACCUACCGGACAGCAUUCGGCCAUUCUGAUCCCCGCAGAAUUCACGGGUCCUCCGAGGCCGCACUGUCCUCGGGUUUACCACAGCCGCCGAGAAGGACGGUUCCAAACAACAACCAAAUUCCCACUACAAAUGGAAACGUACAGGCAAGGAAUCGAGUCACCAUCACCAUACCCUCUGAGAAUAUGGUCAGGGCCACCCAGCCCUCUGAUAAUUUGGUCAGGGCCACCCAGCCUUCUGAUAACUUGGUCAGGGCCACCCAGCCCUCUGAUAAUUUAGUCAGGGCCACCCAGCCCUCUGAUAAUUUAGUCAGGGCCACCCAGCCCUCUGAUAAUUUGGUCAGGGCCACCCAGCCCUCUGAUAAUUUGGUCAGGGCCACCCAGCCUUCUGAUAACUUGGUCAGGCCCACCCAGCCCUCUGAUAAUAUGGUAACUGUUAGGGCAACAUCAACAUCCUUUGACACUCACGAUGAUCUGACAACUGUGAUCUCCCAGACUCUGGAGGACCGGACAUUGACACCCACUGUCUCUGCAAUGAAUAGUUCAUCAGAGCAUCUGGAACCUUUGAAAGAGGAGCCCCCAGCCCUCCUAGACCCCGAGGUGUCUGAUGAGAGCCAGAGGAGGGAGGAGGAAGAAGAGUGUCAGGCUGAGUGGACCAUUAGUACACAGCCACCAGAGACAAGCACAGACCCUGGGGCCCAGCUGGUCCUCUCCCCUCCCAGGACUGACGGAGCAGACUGCUCUGCCAGGAGUGUACUGCCAUCCUCCCAGCCCCUGUCCCAGUUCCAAGUGAAAGAGGAGGAAUCUGAGGUGGAGAUCAUCUGUAUCAAACAGGAACCAGAGGAGGUGGAGACCCUGCUGAUAAACCUGGCUGCCGAAGGCUUCAACUCUCAGGGCAACCUUUUAGAUAGGCAGACUCAGGGCAACCUCCUCCUGGACAGUCAUAGGACCAUCCCAGGCUCUCAAAGCCAGAGGGAUAGGAGAGCACCCCGUCCACCACAGAGCCAGAGGACCUUAGCAGAGAAUACACCCUUCACCUCAGCUGACUCUUGUUCAUAUGGGCUGUCCCAGGCAGUGAUGUCCAUGUCAGGAGUUGCUCCCAGGCCCAUGGUGCGUCCGUGGCCCAAGGACCUGAGUCUGUACGAGGAGUUUAAAAUGAGACGAACUGAGCUGAGGAGGAGGAGCCAGACCCGUCAGAGGGAGAUGGAGAAGAACCUUCCCCAGCCUCUAUUAGCUGACCUGGUGAAGGAGAGACGGGAGAAGACCCGGCUCAGAGUGGCCCGCUGGAGAGCCAAGAGGAAGCUGCAGGCCUGUCUACUGACUCAGAUGACCCAACAGACACAACACCAACAGACUGGACCGGGACUGGGCCAGGGGAAUAGUCUGAACAGUGGGCUGGGGAAUCAUAGCCAGAUUAGCCACCACACACAACACAAAACCACAGGCCCCACUCAGACUCCGCAGAGGAACAGUGCUGCCAUCUCUCAAUCGCAGUACAAUAACAGUUUUUUGUACAACAGAAGUCACUGUGAGACUGGGGCUGGUAAUGUUAACUACCCUCCUCUCCAGUUCAACUCCUCUCUAAUGCUGGGGCAACAUGGAGGACACAAUAUGGUGGAGCACAUUAUGCAGCCUACAAUGACAUCAUCCUCACAGCAGGGCCUCUCCCUGACAGACUCUGAGCUCUACCAGUAACAAGGGAUCAUGGGUAUUCAAAUCUUACCCAACAAGUUCUGGAUUACUGCUGUUUUUUGUUGUUGUUCUACCUGAUAAUGAAUUACACCCACCUGGUGUCCCAGGUCUAAAUCAGGCCCUGAUUAGAGGGGAAUCACCCACCUGGUGUCC
This is a messenger RNA of Oncorhynchus tshawytscha (Chinook salmon), 2479 nucleotides long. RefSeq lists its product as uncharacterized. The transcript is spliced from 3 exons. The record is from RefSeq and is a predicted model, not a curated record. The coding region runs from base 371 to 2329 and encodes 652 amino acids. NCBI's taxonomy places the organism in Eukaryota, Metazoa, Chordata, Actinopteri, Salmoniformes, Salmonidae.